UAGUAGACCGUGAUAUUGUCAACCGAAGACUGGUGAAGUAGUGAAGUUGUUCUGAAUUAAGAAAAAUAAAAAAUGGCUGCGGCGAUAUCGCGUGCGGAUCAAAGCCAUAACAUUGAUCAAAAAGUAUCACGAAUUGGUCACUAUGAACUACUUAAGACAAUCGGGAAAGGAAAUUUCGCCGUCGUGAAAUUGGCAGUUCACAGAAUAACGAAAUCCAAGGUGGCAAUAAAAAUUGUGGACAAAACAAAACUUGAUGAAGACAACCUGAACAAAACAAAGCGAGAAGUAGAAGUCAUGAAGAAAUUGAAGCAUCCAAACAUAAUCAAACUCUACCAGGUCAUUGAUACAGAUGACACACUAUUCCUUGUUACUGAAUAUGUUCCAGGGGGUGAAAUAUUUGACUAUUUGGUUGCCAAUGGGAGAAUGACAGAAAAAGAAGCAAGAAGAGUCUUCAAACAGAUACUUGCUGCUGUCGGAUAUUGCCACAAAUGCCUAGUGGUUCACAGAGACCUUAAAGCUGAAAAUCUCUUAUUGGAUGCAAAAAUGAAUAUUAAGCUUGCAGACUUUGGAUUCAGCAACUAUUUUGAACCUGGUCAUUUACUUUCAACAUGGUGUGGCAGCCCUCCCUAUGCUGCUCCUGAACUCUUUGAGGGCAAAGAAUAUGAUGGGCCGAAGGCUGAUGUGUGGAGUCUGGGCGUAGUUUUAUACGUACUAGUGUGCGGUGCUUUACCAUUUGACGGUUCUACCCUUCAGCUUCUUCGCAGCCGUGUUUUAUCUGGGAUAUUCCGUAUCCCAUACUUUAUGACAACAGAUUGUGAGCAUUUAAUACGACAUAUGCUCAUAGUAGAUCCAGAGCGUCGUCUAAGUAUCCCACAAAUUCUUCAACAUCGCUGGCUUAUAAUGGACGAUGAUGGACGAGCAGGGCCUGACAAGUCUUCGGAAGUGAGCGGAGAAAUUCCUUCAGACGAUCCUAUAUCUGUCAAUGAAUCUAUAGUUGACACCAUGCUAAAAAUACCAGGCUUAGAUCGUGAAAAAAUUUUGAAGUCGGUGCAGGAACAGCGCUUCGAUAAAAUCAGUGCAGUGUAUCAUUUAUUGGAUGAUAAGUCGGUUGCAAAAUCGAACAGUUCUUCGAAUAUUACCAAUGAUUUGACCCAAAAUACAGCUCUUACUGCAACCUGGCCAAGCUUCAGUGAUAGCCAGCAUUUAGAGAAAUUUGUUGAUAUGGAUUUAGAAGAACCCAAACAACCGAGGGCAUCCACGAGCGGAAAUGAGGGACCGAGCAAGCAAAAUGGCGAAAGGAAUUUGGCUACUAGACGGCACACUGUUGGACCGAGUGAAACAACACACGACCAAGUGAUGGUCAAACAUCUAAAACUCGAUCAUUUCGGUGCAAGAGGAACUCCUUCGUUUUACCCUGUGACUGGAUUCACUGGUCUUGGUUAUAGUCCAUUCCAUCUACCAUCCCACAUGGAUCAGUUCACGGGGUUGAAUACUGUCAUGGAUUCCCGCCAAGGAUUUCUACCAAAUUUCGAAUUGAGUGUACGUUCACCAACUGCUGUUCCAUCGACUUUAAAUGCUCAGUUCCCUAACGUCUCUGGAGUACAGCACGCAACUGGUAUGCAUCAUGGAGCUCCAUUUGCCUCACCUUCUCAUCAUCCUAUGGUGCUAUUGCCGCACACUAAUCUUCCGCUGAUGCUGCCUCUAUUACAAAAUGAACCCCCGCACAACUUCAGCGUCAAGGAUCCACAUUUGUUAAAACCUCCACCAGCAAUGGGAGCAGCGGGCGGUUUUGGUCGUCGAGCCUCGGAUGGUGGUGCUAAUCUGCUAACUUUCUUUCAGAAGAAUAUAGAGCACAGUGAUUGGAGUACUGUGCAACAGCAAAAACAGCAGCAUCAACAGGCCAUGCAAAUGAAUCCGGUGCAUCAGCUAUCCAACCCGUUGGCCAUAAACAACCCUUCCACCUCGUCUCAUGCUGCACAAGGAAGUCAAGCUACAGAACAACUGGAGGAUUCUUCAAAUUCGGGGGAACUGUCGAGGUAUAUACACAGAGGAAAGAGGCAUACCUUACCAAUGGCUAAUCAGGAACAGACUCAAAAUAUCCAACCCAGAAUGCGUAAACAGGGUUUGAUGCCCAUGCAUCGACCAUUAGUGAUCCCUGAGCUAAUAAAUGAAGUUGAAGCUCGAAUGAACCACCUCCCGUACACGCCGCCUAGUCUCACUCCAGGCAACCCCACUCCUUCUACAAGCAUGAGCAUGAAUAACUGUGUAGGUGUGCCUCCAAAUACUCAAGCUCGUCCCCCAAAGAGUCGACGUACAGGACUGGCAACUGUAGUGGAACGGGCUGGUCCCAUGUUAGGUCGUGACUGUUCGGCCAGAGCGGAUACAAAUGUGUUGACGUUGCCAUCGGAUCGGCAUCCACGAAGAGCAAGUGACGGAUGUGCCUCGAUUGGCCAGUAUCGAAUGUCAGAAAGGGAUGGUGAAGAUCCGAAUACCGCAUCCAGCAAUGUUUCCUCUGCGUCUCAGCUUAAAGCUGUACAUCAAGAAUACCAAGCUUUACAACGUCAGAUGGUAAGCAGCAAUACUAACGAUAUGCAGAUGCGACAUGCUAUUCACGUACAACAACGGCAACAGUUGCAGCAACAGCAAAUGUCUCCGCGAAUGACUCCAACGCCACCGCCCACGUCGACAUCACCAGUAUCUUCGGAUUUCUGUGCCAUCGGUUCACCGCACUACCUGAAUCACAUGUGUUGUGAAAGUGGUAAUCUUUCUCAGCAUCUCCAGCAGUUGCAACUUCAACAACAGCAGCAGCAACCGCCACCACCGCAGUCCUCCUUAUUACAGUCGUACAGCCAGUCUCCGCCCGUCGGCGGGGUCCUGUCUGGUUGUUGUGGAAACAACAGUGGCGGGUCCAUAGUGCAAGGUACGGGCCGGCCGAUGGGUUCAAUCGUUCAAGGAACGCCAAUUGUGUCUCAAGGAUCUCUUGGGUCAGCGACCCCUACACUAGGAUUCUUCAACAUAGAAAAUUCUCAGAACUCGGUUGCGAUGCCACGAGUCCAAGGAGGUUCCAUCAUUCAAGGAACUCCAUUUAAUCUUCCGACAGUGCCAAAUAAUCUGGACGUCUUCGCUAAUCAAACCCCAACGUUAAUGCCGAUUUCAACGUUUGCAGGCGGGUCCAUAACUCAAGGAACACCGGUGAAUCGGAUGAUUGAAGUGGAGGACAUGGAAUCGGAUGCGAUCGAAGGCGAUAUCAGUCCAGCGGAAGAGGCUUUGGAUUUGAGUGUUAGAAAUUUUAAAAAUCGAACCGAUAACGAAUGGACGUGCCAACAAGAGGUGGAAAGAAAGCCGAUAUUUACCGGUCCGCCUCACCCUCAGAUCUCCAUUACGGAUGAGCAGGGCGAAGUGACUGACAUGUCAUGGAGCGUCUAUGCUCAUCUGAGCGGAAAGAACGGCACCUGUCGUCAGGUGGGUUUGCAGAAUCUUCAGAACGACGUGCUCUCGUCAUCAUUAUUGGCUGGUGAUAUCAGUUCAAUGUCUGCCUAUCCGGAAUUGCACAAAUCUUCCAGCGGAUCGAUCGAAGUGCAGCUGUCCUCCGACUGCUCGCAGUUGACGGUUGCCGAAAUCUUUGCCUUGAUUGAGCGCUCGAUUCACACCAAGGCGUCAGGAUUGGUGAAAUGUCAAACGGAGAACGAUGCCGCGCUUCUACUCGAACGACCCGGUGAAGACAUUUACAUCGCUGUCGAAGUCAGCCCACCUGCUGGCCCAGAAGGUUUAAAAGGGUUGAAAAUCCGUCGUAUAUCGGGAGACUAUGUCCGUUACGAUCGUAUAUGUAAUGAGCUGAUUGCCUGUAUCAGCAUGUAAAAACUAAUCCCAUCCUAUUCCUCUCGCGUGAGUAUGUGGUCUCUAUUUGUGUGAUUGAAUGACAAAACCUAUCCAUUUGAACGAUAGCCUGGACGCGCUUGCUCUUGCAAUCCAUUCCGAUCGUUAGCCGAAAUUGAAUGCGUUCAACGCGGUGUAUAUUUUGGUCAAUUGUUUAUGUGUGUGUGUGUGUCUGUGUGUGUGUAUGCGAGUGCGUGCGUGCCUGCGUUGUCAAAUGUCGUCUCUGAAACCGUGCUAGUCGCAAGCAACCAGUUUGAGUGAGCCGUGUGUGUUACCUAAUUUUGUUUUCUUAUCAUCAUCAUUGUUUUUUUGUUUUUUUAACAUUUUUUCCAGUGAUAUGACAGGACAUUCCCCGUCUUUACAUUUCCCACCUUUCUGUUAAGUUUUUAACGAUCGUCUAUUUUAGUUGCUGAAAGGCAGGGCCUGCAAUUUGCGACUUUAUUUUGUUUUUUCCGUUGAUUUUUUUUCUGUUGCACGAUAUUCAUGAACGUCUCUAAUCAGAACGCAUAUUGAGACAUGAUUGCAGACAUUUACGCAAAGCAUUUAUCUGUUAUAAGCUAAUAGGUCUGCGUCUGUCGAUUUUGAGAUAUAUUUUUCCCCUUCCAUACGUAUCGCUUGACAAAUGGAGCUAGAUUCUUGUCCCCUCUUUCCAUAAUAUUCUUUCAAAAUCAAUACUUUAUGCACUUUGAACGUCGGGAAAAUCGUUCACCUUCGCACACCGCAUUCCGCUGUCUAUGUGAUUACUCAACAACAAACAGAAUUCCGUUUGCAAUGCCCCGAAGAGUCUAAUGUUAUUAUUACGUCGUUAUGAUCGUUUCAAGGUAAAAUUACUUUUCUGGAAUGGGGGCGAAGGGGAUGGAAAGAGGCAAUUUAUCGUAUAUAAAUGUUGGGGGGAAUUAAAAAAAAGAGAUUUGAUCCGGGAAGCUAAAUAUUCUCUCGUUUGGUGCCCGUCUAAAAAUAAAACUUGUUUUUGUUUUUUUCCAUGUAUUUCUGAUGGGAAAUUUAUGUAAAAUGAAAUAUCACUGUACAUCCACCACGAGAAAAUUACAAUUACAUAGAACCGCC
Daphnia pulex (common water flea) is the source of this 4941-nucleotide messenger RNA. RefSeq names its product serine/threonine-protein kinase SIK3-like. The transcript has 13 exons. Gene Ontology annotation, molecular function: ATP binding; protein serine/threonine kinase activity; tau-protein kinase activity. Gene Ontology annotation, cellular component: cytoplasm. The record is from RefSeq and is a predicted model, not a curated record. The coding region runs from base 73 to 3858 and encodes 1261 amino acids. Lineage: Eukaryota; Metazoa; Arthropoda; Branchiopoda; Diplostraca; Daphniidae. Gene Ontology annotation, biological process: intracellular signal transduction; microtubule cytoskeleton organization; protein phosphorylation.